GGGGCAAAAGGCAGAGGCAGGCCUCAGCUUGGAGAUCAGAUCCCGGCAUGUCUCCCUUCCUUCGGAUUGGAUUGUCCAACUAUGACAGCGGCCCCUACCUGCCUUCCCAAGGGGAUGUGAUUGAUCCGUAUUGCGCUGUGAUGGUCAAAGAAGCCUUGGAGUCAGAGAAUGGUCAGGUUUACAUUCAGAAGAAGCCUACUAUGUACCCGCCUUGGAACAGCACUUUUGACGCCCAUAUCCGCAAGGGCCGUGUCAUGCACAUCGUUGUGAAGGAUAAGAGUGCAGAGAUGGUUUCAGAAACAACCAUUGAGCUCAACUCAGUUGCAGAGAAGUGCAAGAAGAACAACGGGAAAACAGAAAUUUGGCUAGAACUGAAGCCCCAAGGCAGAAUGCUAAUGAAUGCAAAAUACUUCCUGGAAACCACUGAUGACCCAGAGUUUAUCGACUGUGAAAAGGAAGGGUUUUUCACACUGCACCAGCGCAGGGGGGCCAUCAAGCAAGCCAAGAUCCACAAUGUCAAAUGUCACGAGUUCACGGCCACCUUCUUCCCCCAGCCCACGUUCUGCUCCGUUUGCCACGAGUUUGUCUGGGGUCUUAACAAGCAAGGAUAUCAGUGCAGGCAAUGCAAUGCUGCCAUUCACAAGAAGUGCAUCGACAAAAUAAUCGCAAAGUGUACAGGAUCAGCCGUCAAUAGCAGAGAAACCAUGUUUCACAAGGAGAGGUUUAACAUAGACAUGCCCCACCGGUUCAAGGUCUACAAUUACAAAAGCCCCACGUUUUGCGAUCACUGCGGCACGCUGCUCUGGGGCUUGGCCCGGCAGGGCUUGAAAUGCGACGCCUGCACCAUGAACGUCCACCACAAGUGCCAAACUAAAGUGGCAAACCUCUGUGGCGUGAACCAGAAGCUCAUGGCUGAAGCACUGGCACUGAUUGAGAGCAGGCAGCAGGCUCGAAGUCUACAGGACACAGAGCAGAUCUUAAGAGAAGGGCCAGUUGAAAUAGUCUUCCCUGACAAAGAUGCCUUGUCCACUCCUUCUGUGCCAGCACCUCUGACAGAGAAAAAAGAGCCUCAAGGGGUUUCCUGGGAAUCCCCGGCAGAAGACGUAACGCGUCCUGAAUCUCCAGUGGAACUGGAACCAAGGAAAGACCUCCAACUGGAACUGCCGAAAUUGACCAUAGAUGACUUUGUUUUGCACAAAAUGUUGGGGAAAGGAAGCUUUGGAAAGGUCUUCCUUGCCGAACUGAAGGCUACCAACCAGUUUUUCGCCAUGAAAGCACUGAAGAAAGAGGUGGUGCUGAUGGAUGAUGACGUGGAAUGUACCAUGGUGGAAAAGCGUGUGCUCUCCCUGGCUUGGGAGCACCCAUUUCUCACUCACGUCUACUGUACAUUCCAAACCAAGGAAAAUCUCUUUUUUGUUAUGGAGUAUCUCAACGGGGGAGACCUGAUGUUUCAUAUCCAGAUUUGUCACAAGUUUGACAUUGGCCGAGCAAGGUUCUAUGCUGCUGAAAUCAUUUGUGGCUUGCAAUUCCUUCAUUCCAAAGGGAUUGUAUACAGAGACCUCAAGCUGGAUAAUGUCCUCUUAGACAAGGAAGGGCAUAUCAAGAUUGCCGAUUUUGGGAUGUGCAAAGAGAACAUGUAUGGAGAUGCCAAGACAAGCACGUUCUGUGGAACCCCAGACUAUAUUGCACCAGAGAUCCUGCUGGGGCAAAAAUACAGCACAUCCGUUGACUGGUGGUCCUUUGGCGUCCUUCUGUACGAGAUGUUGAUCGGCCAGUCUCCCUUCCAUGGCCAGAACGAAGAGGAGCUCUUCCAGUCGAUCCGCAUGGACAGCCCGUUCUACCCUCGCUGGCUUGACAAGGACGCCAGGGACCUCUUAGUAAAGCUUUUUGUAAGAGAACCAGAGAGGAGGCUGGGGGCCAAAGGGAGUAUCCGCCAGCAUGCCUUCUUCCAAGAAAUCAACUGGGAACCACUGGAAGAAAGAGCCGUAGAGCCACCUUUCAGACCGAGAGUGAAAUCACCAGGUGACUGCAGCAACUUCGACAAGGAAUUUCUGAAUGAGAAACCCCGGCUGUCACUCGGAGACAGAACCCUCAUCAACAGCAUGGACCAAAACAUGUUCAGCGAUUUCUCUUUUACCAGCCCCAUCAUGGACAAGCUGCUAUCCUGAGGAACACCGGAAGAUCUCGAAGGCCCAGAAACGGCUAUGAAAAACACACCUGAAGUCUCUGAGUCAGUUGAAGUCAUGCUCCUCUUCCACUGGUGGCAAUGUCUUGGAUCCAAAGGUGUCCUUCUGCUAGUGGAAAGCUUCUUCCGCUCACAAAAGGGCUGCUUCCAACCUACUAGAAGAGCGCUACGUGGGAAUAGUGACACACACACACAAGCACACAAAUCCGGAGAAGAUCUUCUUUUCGUACAAACUUUUGUGCAAGACUCUACACAAACUAAGGGCCACUGUCUUGGGUCAGCAUCGUCGGGCACUUGCUGGGGCCCCACACUCCAGUAAGGGGCAGGGGUGGCCCUCGACUAACUGCCAGCAAAAGUCUCACCAUCCCCAGGCAGCAUGGCUGUGGAUGAUAGGAGUUGGGGAAAGUAGGCAUCACCCUUCCUGCUGCUUUCACCUGUUGUAGGCUACAA
Elgaria multicarinata webbii is the source of this 2635-nucleotide messenger RNA. It is a transcript of the gene PRKCQ, whose product is annotated as protein kinase C theta. The record is from RefSeq and is a predicted model, not a curated record. The coding region runs from base 48 to 2168 and encodes 706 amino acids. Gene Ontology annotation, biological process: intracellular signal transduction; peptidyl-serine phosphorylation. The transcript has 18 exons. NCBI's taxonomy places the organism in Eukaryota, Metazoa, Chordata, Lepidosauria, Squamata, Anguidae. Gene Ontology annotation, molecular function: diacylglycerol-dependent serine/threonine kinase activity; ATP binding.